AUGCUUCGAGUAACAACAGCCAUUGCUCUUCUAAUUGCCUCACAAACUUGCGCAGAUAAAUGCGACAAGACUAAAAUUGGCACUGAUUUCUACAAACGACAACUUAUUGCCACUAUCGACGGCUACCCUACAGGACUUGCUGUGGACCCACGGACUGAACACAUCUUCUUCAUCCUUCAUAAGAAAAAUUACACCAAAGGCCUUCAUCUCUUGAAACAUGGAUCAUUGGGAGUCAAGGAGAUAACGCUUUCUGACGACAUCGUAGCCCAGUGUGUAGGAAUAGAUCGCGAUAACAUAUAUUUUGGUACUAAUCAAGGACUUAUUGUGUACGACUACAACCAUGUAACAGAACGUGCGAUAGGAGAUGAUGACGUAAAAAGCAUCUUCAUAGAUAAAAACAACGAAAUGCUUAUAUCUAUUGGAACUAAUAGAGAGAUUUUCAAAUUUGUUAAUGGGUCAGCUGCUGUUAAACGAUUCGACAAAAUACCAAAAGCAUACAACUUUGUUUUAGAUACUAAAGGCAAUGUUUUCUACGAGUAUAUGGAUGGGAAAUUGUAUUUUUUAUCCAAUGACUUGUUCGAACCUGUUCAAUAUAAGGGAUUUAGCCGUGAGCUCAAAUAUGUGUUAAAGUUAAAUAAUAAUGAUGAAGCAAUCGUAGCAGUAAAGGGAUCUCUUUAUAAGUUAACUACUGAAAGUAUUUUGCCAAUUAAAAUUGGUCAUUUGGGAUUCAGAAUUACGGGUAUGGAGUUCGAUGCACGAAAUAAUAUAAUUGUAGGAACUAAAGGUAAAAUAUAUAGAUAUAAGCCGCUUGAUGGUAACGAUCCUUGUCCGUCUGAAGAUUACUUUAUGAGUAGUAUU
This is a messenger RNA of Brenthis ino (lesser marbled fritillary), 858 nucleotides long. NCBI's taxonomy places the organism in Eukaryota, Metazoa, Arthropoda, Insecta, Lepidoptera, Nymphalidae. The record is from the annotation of a GenBank genome assembly.